This is a messenger RNA of Verticillium alfalfae VaMs.102, 1071 nucleotides long. Its product is annotated as ketose-bisphosphate aldolase class-II family protein. Gene Ontology annotation, molecular function: NAD binding; NADP binding; oxidoreductase activity. The transcript is spliced from 2 exons. The record is from RefSeq and is a predicted model, not a curated record. Bases 1 to 1071 code for a protein of 356 amino acids. Lineage: Eukaryota; Fungi; Ascomycota; Sordariomycetes; Glomerellales; Plectosphaerellaceae.
AUGAUCGGCCUUGGCGCCAUGGGCCAGGGCAUGGCUAGCUCCAUGAUUCGAGGCGGCUUUGCCGUGCAUGGUUACGAUGUAUACGAGCCUGCGAUUCAGAAGUUUGUUUCCGGCGGUGGCAAGGCAUCCGCAGCGACUUCGCCCGCCGAUGCCGCCAGGGGCGCUGAGGUCUUGGUUCUCAUGGUACAGAAUGCCACGCAGGCUACAGAUGCCUUGUUCGGCUCUGGCGACGCUGCCGCCGCCCUGCCCGACGAUGCGAUUGUCAUACUCAGCUCAACUGUGCCCCCAUCGUUUGUUCGAUCUCUCGAGAAACGCCUGGCUGGGCUGGGACGCGGCAUCACCCUCCUCGAUGCGCCCGUCAGCGGAGGUGUCGUGCGCGCCGCCAACGGCAACCUCACCAUCAUCUGCUCCGGCGAGGAGUCCACCAUCUCCAAGGCCAAUGGCGUCCUCCUCUCCAUGACCGGCCUUGCUACCAAUCUGUGCCAGGUCAAGGGUGGUGUUGGUGCCGCCUCCUCGGUCAAGCUUAUCAAUCAACUCCUCGCUGGUGUACACAUUGCUGCCGCCGCCGAAGCCAUGGCAUUCGCCGCACGACUUGGUCUUGAUACACGUCAGAUCUUCGAGUUGCUGAAAAACGCGGCUGCGUGGAGCUGGAUGUUUGAGAACAGAGUGCCGCAGAUGCUCGAGGCGGACUGGACGCCGCACUCUGCUCUCGCCAUCUUCGUCAAGGAUCUCGGCAUUGUGCUUGAUGAGACGAAACGAUUGAUGUACUUUGCGCCCAUGUCAUCGGCUGCCCACACACUCUAUCUCGCAGGAGCUGCCAAGGGUUGGUCGAAGGAGGCUGAUGCAGGCGUCGUUCGGUGGUGGGAAGGCGCCGGUGUGUCUGUCUCAGGCAGUGCUGGGAGGCCCGAACCACACACCACCAACGAGGCCCUACGGGCAGCGGCCCAGCCCUUGCCCGCCAAGGAGACGAUCGAGGCUCUGCCUGCCGAAUUUCCGUAUGAUGUCCUGGAAUCGACGAAGAAACCCUGCAGAGCCAGUUCGAGAGGGAGUCGCGAGGCUUCUUCAUCUUGA